GGCCGGUAAUCGCAGGUGCUCUGUGCCCCGCCGAAGAACAGCCACAGCGAGACGCAAAAGAGGGAUAACCGCUUCAUCUUCGAGCUUUUCUCUGCUGCAUAAUUAUGUCACAUGACUGUCAGAUCUGACCUUUGAACCUUUCCAUGCGCGCGCGACCAGGAAAGAUGGCGGUAGUCCCGCGACUAGCGGCCUACCAUUGGCCCUGCAGACUCAUGCCCAGUGCGUCCGCCUUGCCUCCAUCCUCACCCUGGCAAAGACGGUUACUGUCACUGAUAUUCGCAAGGCAAUCUUCCAGGGCCUCCAAGAGAAUGCUAAAACUGGGAAUCGGACCUGACGGGAAGCCCCUCCCCCAACCCAACAAGAAGAGGAUCCAUCCUCGCAUGUACCCUGUCCUAGUGGUCAAUCAAGACGGUUCGACCUACACCAUGAGACACAGGACCCCACUCCGGAUCCUGGCACUGCCGCUGGACCCCGCGACACUGACCCCGGAGGAGAGAGAGGAGAGAGAGAGGGCGAGACGAGCGGCCAGGGAGAGGGUUUACGUGGAAGAAGAUGUGGAGGAGGAUGAUUGGGACCAGGACCACUAUAGGAGGCUCAUUGACAGAUAGCAUCAUCCAUCAUUUAUCAUUUAUCAUGUUCCACAUAAACUAUUCACCCAACGCAUUCUUUCACUGCAGCUAUACAUUCAUAAUUGACCGAAAACUCUAUAACAUUAUGCUCGCUCUUUUGAAACUUGAGACUCUUUCGCUACGUGAAGAGUGGAUUGACGUAAUUACAGCAUGAGGUACAAAACAGAUAUACAGUAUUUAUAAAACAGGUUUGCAUGAAAGUUUGUCUAAAUAACAAAAUGUUGCAUAUUAUAUACAUUAUUGAACUGAAAAUUCAUGAACAGAGCAAUUAAUAAACAGAGGAGAGCUCAACGAUAAGUGAAAGGAUUGAGAAUAGAAUAAUGCAUACGAACAUAGAUGACACAGAGAGACACAGGUUCAGUCCCAGUUUAUUUUGAACUUUGUCACCCGUGGACUGCAGGCCAGUAUGUUUCUCUGUAGCUGUGGAAGAUAUAGAGUCAGUAGAGCAGCAUCUGAGAGCUGGGAAACCCGACUAACCUUCUCAAAAACAGGUUUUGCAGGCGGGUUUUCUGCCAGCUCUGGGUCCGUGUACUCGUUGUUGACGUAGUAACCGACCCGAACAAACUCGUUUGACCGGAACGAACAGGUUAAGAGGACGACUGUCACGCCCACCACGUCCUCCUGUGGCAACUUUUCAGGGUUUG
Messenger RNA from Geodia barretti, 1273 nucleotides. NCBI's taxonomy places the organism in Eukaryota, Metazoa, Porifera, Demospongiae, Tetractinellida, Geodiidae. The record is from the annotation of a GenBank genome assembly.